Molecule: messenger RNA, 990 nt
Organism: Eleginops maclovinus (Patagonian blennie)
Lineage: Eukaryota; Metazoa; Chordata; Actinopteri; Perciformes; Eleginopidae
Product: protein PERCC1
Source: RefSeq, a predicted model, not a curated record
GAUGAUUCUGACAGUCCAGUAUUUCAUAUGCACACACACGUGCAGUAAAGAGGAUCCCUCAAUGACCCGGGACAGACCUUUCCUCUGAUUUCAUCACAUAUUCACCUGAACCUGGCAGCUAAGUGUUAAUAAGACAACAUGGCGGCAGGGGUCAUCAGAAACUUCCUCGUUCAGGCCCCGAUUCCAUCUUACUUUCCUCUGAAUUUCCAGCACUCUCCAUGCAAGGAAGAUGAAGAUGUGGAGAUGGUGGAGGAAACGCCAGAGGUGAGGGAAGAUGAGGAGGAAAAUGAGAUGGAAGAGGAGGAAGAGGAGGACGAUGAAGAAUCUGAUGCUCAGGAGGAGGAGGAGGAAUGUUUGGAGGAGGUUUUCUCAAAUCCUGCCCAUUUCUCUUUGGAUGUGACCAAGCAGCUGCUCAGGUUUGCAGAUCUCAUCAGCCGUGAUGUCCAGCGGUAUUUUGGUCGCUGCUCCGGUGAUCAGGAAGCUUGUGACAUCUACAGCGACUCGGUCUCGGUCACAACCAGCGGCCGUCUGCGUUACUAUGAUGAUCUGCUGAAAAUUGCAAAAGCAGGAAGUCCAAAGGAGCUAGAAAACAGCUCAAUGACUUGUGCUGAGGAUCAAGGAAACGGUGUUGCUAAGGGCAGCAGCGGUUUGGGGCCCCUGGCUGAACUAUUCAAGCAUAGGGGCCCGAGUCAGGCCCGCUGCAGACCCAUGAUCCAGAGACAUCUCCCUCUCAGUUUCUGGACUGAGCCGAACCCCUGCUGCUCUCUGGUCAGUUUCAGUAACACACCUGACCUGACGCAUACAAACAGUGACACGCCUUCACAGGACAACACAGACGCUAACACACACAUGCACUAUGACCCGCUCACACAUCACAACACACACACCCUCGACUGCACACAGCCGGACUUCAGCGACCUGCUGGCAAACUGGGAUCCGAACCCAGAGCUCACACACACACUGACAGAGAACACGCACAUGCAGCACUGA